This is a messenger RNA of Gryllus bimaculatus (two-spotted cricket), 354 nucleotides long. NCBI's taxonomy places the organism in Eukaryota, Metazoa, Arthropoda, Insecta, Orthoptera, Gryllidae. The record is from the annotation of a GenBank genome assembly.
AUGAAGGCGGAGCCGGCCGGCCGCCCCUCCUCUGCGGCGGCCGUCGCGCAUUACUACUGGUCCAGCCCCUCACCGCCCCCUCCCACGCCCCGCGACCCGAUGCGUCUGGCGCCUGCGGGGCCGGCCGGGCGGCCGACAGAAGCCGCCUGCCGCAGCACGGCGGCGGUGGAGCAGCCUUCCCUCCGCUGGCCCCGCUCACGGACGCUGCACGCCCGUCUCGUUGCAGGUGGGGCUGCUGCUGGUGUCCACAGCGCUCGGCCUCCUGGCGGUGUUGGCGUGUUGGCUCAGGCGGUGCAGGUGAGUCCUUCUCGCACAACACUUUGCACGUAUAACAAUGUACGUUUAGGCAAAUGA